ACCCUUCUAACUUACCCCCUCCUGCCAUUCCCUUCCCCCCCCACACACGCACUGAUUAAAUUUAACAAACAGCCUCUCCCCCCCCACAAGGGUCCGGGACCCAGGAAGUCUCGAGAUCAGGGUUGACAUUAAAAUCUGAAAAAGACGAGAAAAAGAAAAAAGUAAGAAAGGGAAGAAGCCAUCAAUGCAUGAUGUCGUCGCUGUUUUUCAUGUCGGGCGGACGAGCUCUUUCGUGUUGGGGCUCGUACUGGAGGACCGUAGAGGGUUCGUUCCACCGUACUCGUACUGUGCUAGUACUGUACCUAAAAGGCUGCAAGCCGUGGCAGCGCCCUCAAUGUUAAAGAAGCUAUUGACCCUCCCUGGCAACGAUCAACACGCAACCUAACUAAACAACCCGGACCAGAUAAACUCCACACCCAAACCCAAGUUCAAAUUCGAAAGGAAAAAACCCUCCUUUUCUCCUUCGACUUUCCUCUCCCCCUUCAUAUUCACGGACAGACCAGAUCAUCCCCACCCCGCCAUUCAUGGCGAGGAAGAAUAGUCGGAAGAGCCCCUCGGUGGCUUCGGGAUCGAGGGGUCCUGGCACCGGUGCAGUUUCCCAGGCGCUGCGGCUGAGGCGUUGGAUAGAUAUUCAACUUAAGGAUGUGCUCGAGGAGAGGGCAAGGGGAAACUGGACGGAGGAAGAUGAACGUGAAUGGCGGAGGACGAAGCCUUAUGAGUGCGAAACGUGCAAUGAGAGGUCGUCCACGAGAGUGAGUCAAAACUCCAAUUCCCGGGAAACUGUCUAGCUUACCCGAACCCGAGGGAAAAAAACAACAACUCCCUCUUUCCCGUGAUCUCUUUCAUGGACCCGAUAGCUGAUUAAACCCUGAUCCGCAGUAUAACAACAAUAGACAUAAGCUUAAUAGUGAGCUACCUUUUCUUGCCCGCCGCGCGGAGGGUGAAUGAAGGGCCACUGAUGAUGGUGAUGAUGCAGAGCACUCCACGAAGAAAGUCCUGAACUGUACGUUUCCGGGAUGUAAAUUGGUAUUCACGAGACCGUAUGACUUCUCUAAUUCUUAUGGUUUCGCACUCCGGCGAUUUGGACCCUUUGCUGCCCGUGCGCUCCCGGAUACUCCCGUGCUACUCGUUUGUUUACUGGGAUCCGGACAUGGGGCUACCCACCGGAAAGGAGAUUGGAGCUCUCCAUUGUGAGGCUGGAUCUCUGCAGCAAAAUGAACAGUUGCACCGGAAAUGUCCUGUUGCGUGGGGGCUUGCUAUGGGUGCUAUCUCGCUUGGGGUUAUCGUGGUCGUGCUAGAUGCUUACGGUGAUCAGUGAUAACCUCGCAAAACAUCAGAAGAAGCAUCAUUCUGCGGGUCAGAAUGACCCGGAAGACGAGCCCCGCGAUGGUGUGGAGGAGUUGACGUCCCAAUUCUGGAGGCGCUUCCCUAUUGCCGAUGACGUGCCCCUCCUUCUCUCUCCCCCGUUCUGCUCGUACCGCUAAUAUGUUUUAGUUGCCUAAAAAACCAGUAGAUGGGCUUAGGAUUUACUAUACUCCCGGGAAACUCCCCUUGUAGUACCGCACAACACCCUGAGCUUCGCUAGUGCCAUGCUAAUUUUUGCAGCUUACCUCCAGAGGUAAUUUCCCAUUAUGCGGAUUACUACUUUGCCCCCACGGCUUUUCAUCCCUUUCUCCCACUGCUGCAUAAGCCCACUUUCCAACCCACGACCGUUCUGGCGAGUUUUCUCAGAAGCGUGUGUGCGCUUGGCGGACGCUAUGAUCCGACAAACCAGACGCUUAGGGAGCAGUUAUGGGAGGCAGGGCUUCGGUAUGCACUCCGAGUUGACAUAUUUCCGUAACAUGCUGAUUGGUGUGAAGAGUUAUGGAAAGGUGGAUUGAGAGGGGCCCCGACGAUGGAGGUGAUCAAGAACCUCCCCCUAGCAUGAGCCCUCCCCAGUUGGUGAAAACCGAGAGUUCCCAAGCAAUGGCACAUCCCUAUCCUCCUUCGUCCAGCGCUGGAGAUGGAGAUAGACAAUCCGUGAAGUAUGCCGAUAGAAGUCAGCGGGAGGGUACGCUCUGCGUAUUACAAGGUCUGCUACUGUUUGCCUUUUAUGGGCUGUUCUCGGAGGAGAAAGAGAAGCAUAAGAAGGGUAGGGUUCUACUUGCUAGGGCUAUCGAGGUAUGCGAUCAUUGUGUAUCACUCGAUAAAUUACGAAGCUGACUGGAUUGGCAGAUUGCGAGGGACUACGAGUACUUUAAUCCUGUCCCUGGGCACAUCCCCCAGGAGCUAUCGCCUGAUCAGCAAUGGAAGAUAUUUGUUGAGAGAGAGUCCAGGAAGAGGUAUGGCAUUUUCACCGGGGGUCUUCCGAAUGUUGGUAUUGACAUUUUUAGGGUGGCAUUCACAAUUUAUCUUGUGGAUUGUUAUGUAUCUUUUGCGUUUGAAACCCCUCGGCUACUCCGGCAUACCGAGCUUAGGAAUCUCCCCUUGCCUUGUGACGCUCAAUUGUUUGAAGCCCCAACUGCUCAGGCGUGGAAUCAGAAAUAUUACACGAUGCGCAUCCAUGGUUCUAGGAUGGUCCCUCCUCCCCUAUUCCUCAAGACCCUUCGUAUUCUGCUCAAUGGCAAUGGCCAUCACGAACUCUUGGACGCUGGCGGUCUCGGAAGCAAUUUUUCCGCAUUGAUUCUAGCGACCGCGAUCCAAAUGGAAAUUCUGGACUUGACUCGCAAGGUUGCCGAUGACAUAGACGCCCAGUACGAGACUGGGAUAUUACCCCUGGAAGAAGGUGCCGCAUGGGAGGGUGUCGACGUCUUUGCUCCGGAAAGCCAGGAGGGUCUCGAGAAGUUACGAAUGGGUCUGACCACCCUGGGUUUAAUAUCUGGCAUCGGCAAUCUCUUCACCCCAUACGCCGAGCACCUCACGGUCUUCCCUCCAGUGACUACCUAUGCCUCUUCCAGCCCCACUCUUUUGGCCUCUGCGCUUCAGGGUUGUGAGAAAGAAUUCUACAUCCUCAUGCAUCUUGCUCUUGUCCAGCUGGUGAUCCCAGACCGCAUGGUCCUUCACAAAAAGGACGUCCCAAUGGACCUCUACACAGCCCUCGCGUCCACAGUUCAGGGCGCAAAGGCCCGCGUGGCAGCGAACAACCCCGCAACCCUCCAGCACUUUAUGCACGUCCUUGACCAAUCCAAUAUCCUUUCACACCUUCUCUCCCUCCUCCGAGUUCUCCUUGCUCCACAAUCAGCUUACGAUGAGAACGCCCGCAACACCGAGUUCCCCAUCGUCACAGUCCUAAUAUUUAAAGCGUUGAUGGUAGUCUGGGAGAUCAUUGUCCGCGUGGAAAAUUCACCCUCUCCCCAAGAGGAAAUGUACCUCUGGCACGCGUAUGCUCUUGAAGGUAGUCCGAAUCAGGUCUUUGCGCAAGACAUGGUUGUCAAGCCUAUUGAGGCUUUCAGGUAUGAGUUGCUAGGGUUGCUAGUCCAGUGGGAGGUUAGGAAUGAGGAAACAGAGGGCUUGGAGAGCCUUGAGUGGAGAUACUUGAGGUGGAUGAAGGCGGUUUUCACCGAGAUGGAGCAGUGGGGUGUUGGUGGGGGUGUGGUACAGGCGCUGGAUUAUGGAAUAUUUGGUGAUGAGUGA
Messenger RNA from Tuber aestivum (summer truffle), 3612 nucleotides. Lineage: Eukaryota; Fungi; Ascomycota; Pezizomycetes; Pezizales; Tuberaceae. The record is from the annotation of a GenBank genome assembly.